This is a messenger RNA of Marchantia polymorpha subsp. ruderalis, 2506 nucleotides long. The record is from the annotation of a GenBank genome assembly. Lineage: Eukaryota; Viridiplantae; Streptophyta; Marchantiopsida; Marchantiales; Marchantiaceae.
AGAUAUUGAAUAUUAGUGUGCCGUCCAACGGAAGAGGCCUCCUCCGUCCACUGAAGCACUCGAUGCUCACAAAAGAUGUUCAGACUCACGGCUCUGAACUUCAUCGACGAAAUCGUGCUCAAAUCUGCCAAGCUCUCGUCGUUUGUCCGUGAGCAGCGUGACUUUUGUUUUGCAGCCGGCGGCAUCGUCCUUCGUCUUCGUCUGAGCGAACCGAUUGACGCCUGAAAGAGGAGAUGUAUGCCGCUGCGCCGUCCUGAUACGAGAAUCGUCCUGAAUAUGGACAUGGCUGCCUUCGAUCUCAAGGGCUCGAGGGCGAUGCUAGCCUCGAGUUGUUUUAUGAUUCUGAUUCUCUGCCAGACUUGGAAGGUUGCUGGUUCGUCGGGAUAUGGUCUGGACAGCGCACUCAAUCAGGCUCAAAGCGAUCCCCUGGCCGACGAUGAUAUUUUUCUCUCCCUGUCUCCUGCCCUAAAAAACUUUCUCGUCAAGAAUCCCAACUUCGACACGAACAAAAAGGUGCAGGCCCUUGCAGGCUUUGAAUCGACCACCGUUAUCAAUGUCAAGCUGGUGGGUUUCCCGGGCGACGAUGAUCGCAGUAAGCAGCAAUUGGAAACACAGCUUUCCCGCUACAUAGAUGCACUGAAUCAAGAGCUGCGCGUCAGUGUCAUCGGGUCCGAGCCCCACGAAUUGAUGGUCAAAACAAAGAUCACUGUGGAGGUGACGAGGGUCGGCCGGCAGCUGACGGACAAAGUUUACAGCGCUGUGAAGGCUCACCUUGAUUUGACACCUCCAGCAGCGACAGGUACUCGGCUUUACUACAAUGCCCUUCAAGCUGUACCUCACACCGUCGUAGAUGAUAUCAUUCAAGCCGACCUGGAGAAACCUCUGUCCUCCUAUGUGGUCUACAUUCUCAACACUCGAGCUCAGGACGUUGCCUACGGAUACGAGUAUGGGACUGGAAGCCAAUCGAAUCACUAUCCGAAGUGCCUCGGGACAUUCUGGACGGGAAAAGACCGGUACAUGUGGAUAGACAUCGCAGCUGGUCCUGUGGAGUAUGGUCCUUCAACAUCUGGCGAGGGUUAUGUCAAGGAUGAAAUGUUUCCUUCAUCUCAGAAUUACGGGGUGAACCAGUUCCACACUGUUCUAAUGGCAGAUCUCGCUGCAAUGAUUUGGAGUGCUGCUCGUCUUCUCUUUGUACCAGCUGUGCGCAUACCCGUUUCUUUUGAACAAGAUACCGAGGUCCAUCUUAUCCACAUACAAGGCGCAAAUACUACAGAAGACAGUAAAGGCAUUGACCUGAAACUCAUCGAAGAGGCCUUUAUGCAGGAGAAAGAGAAUCUCUUGCUACCACAGCAAAAGCUGAGGUUCAAGUAUUUCAAUUUGAAAUUUGCCACCUGUCCCAUUUGCGCAGCAGCUCUUGCACGGGCUCACAGGACAUUUACUGCACGAGUCUUUCUGGAAAGAUACAGUCUUUUUGUCGAUGACUACUUGGAUUCGAAGCAACUCCAUGAGUUUCUCUCCGAGUUUGGAGCAGAAUUGGAAGAGAAGAUGCAGAUAGAUGCCGAACCCUCAGCUCAUGUGCUACCCGUGUACAUCUUGGACGUGGAUUCUGAUAGGCAGUUGCUUUUGGAUCGCUACCAUCAGGUGAUUCCUUUCCGAGAUAUGGUAAUAGCUGUACGAAGCAAGCAGGCUCAAGUGGUGACAGAGUACAGCUGCAAUGGUCGACCUAUGGUGGCACAAACUCGAAUGCUGGAAAGGCCGAUCGUCGGUGCACUUUUGCAGACAUUAUGGGGAGUGGCACCAACACAUCUCACUUGGAGUGCUCAACAUAACAGCUCCUUAGUUGAUUAUCGAUGGGCAGUGGGGCAGACACCGUUUGGUCCAUUUUCAGACAGUAUGUCCCUUUCGUUUGCCCAGAGAGAUGCUGCUCCUCGGAACGUCCUGUACUCAAUGCUGAACCAAUCCAUCUCGACAGCUCUGGAUCUGUUAGAAACAAUCAAGGUGCAUGGUGGAGAGAAGAACCUUUUUGGUCAAAAGAGGCACGUGGAGUUCUUGCAGCGCUGGAAUUUGUUCAUGUACAAAUUAGAGAGGGCCGUGUCUACUAUUUCGCACUUCGACUUCAAGACGGGCCUUUAUUUUCUGAAAUCAGCAGAGCACGACCUCUUUGCUGUUCACAAUCUUGCAUACACGGCGUCGGGAGAUUUCGAGGCCACCAUGAUAUGUUACAAAGAUCCCCCUUUUCCGUGGGUGUCGAUCUUUUCCUUCCUUUUGUUUCUCGGUGGAGUAGCCUUUGUUUGGCUCAGAAGAGACAGGAUAUUUGUUAACAAAAAGAAACGGUUUUGAUACCAUUUCGUAGGUUCUUGCUUUGAGAACAUCAUCAUAUUAUCAAUGCGAAGCAUAUGGUCUUCUUUCAGUGAAUUGGAAUAGCUGUUAUCCCAUGAACUCUCCUCUGGAAACGGUGAGGCAUCUACCCGUGUCAUUGUUAUUGUUGCUUGAACUCUUCAUUCCC